Molecule: messenger RNA, 717 nt
Organism: Lodderomyces oxycetoniae
Lineage: Eukaryota; Fungi; Ascomycota; Pichiomycetes; Serinales; Debaryomycetaceae
Gene: VPH2
Product: Vph2p
Exons: 1
Coding region: 1-717 (238 amino acids)
Biological process (GO): vacuolar proton-transporting V-type ATPase complex assembly
Cellular component (GO): endomembrane system
Source: RefSeq, a predicted model, not a curated record
AUGACACAAUUUGAGAUAACACCGCAAUUGAGAGAUAUAAUACAAGUAUCGAGCUAUAUAGAAAAAGAGAAACUACUAGCGCAGAAAGAUGUUUCGCAUGAGAAAUUAAUUGAGUUUUAUCAAAGUUGUCAUCCAACACCUACAUUAUUAGCAUUAAUAAGAAAAUCAAAAUUGUACAUCCCCACAUAUGAAACGUAUGUACAACCAAAAACAAAAGAGUUUCUAAAAAAUAUGGCAAAACUACGAUUAAAAGCAAAGGAACAAGAGUAUGCAAAUUUACUCAACAAGUCUCCCGAAUUUACAACUUUGUACGAAACCUCUAAUCAAGAAUAUAUUUCUCCUGCUAAACAACAUAAAGAGUUGAAAAAUCAAAUGGCAACUAUUGUAAAUAUAGCAAUUAGUGUAGCAAGUGUUUCCUAUGCCAUUUGGUACUGGACAAAAUCUUCAUGGGGGUUAAAAGAGAGUUUUAGAGUUUUAAUUACAAUUUUUUUUGGUUUAUUAGUCCUAAUAGCCGAAGUGGUGGUAUACAUGGGUUACUUGAAUAAAAUUGAAGAAGCGAGAAUAAAAGAAAAGAGAAAAAAGGAAGUAAAGAAAGUGAUUAGAACAAUUGAUAUUGCCUCGAGCGACACUAUCGACAUUAUCGACACUAUCGACAGUAUUGACACUAUCGACAGUAUUGACACUAUCGAGCAGAGCGAGAUAGUGGAGCACACUUAA